AUGCAGGUCCCGGUGUGGGUGUCGACCUUCGCCCUCCUGGCACCCUUGGUGUCGGCGUCGUCAGACCUCGCCUACUGUGCCUCCGAUAACACAGGCUCUUCCUCUUCAGCGUCUACGAGCACCUUCCAAUCCAACGGCCUAUGCCAGAGUACCUGUGCCGACUACGCACUGGGAAUUCUCCAAGGCAAGAAAUGCUGGUGCUCCAAUGUCGCACCAUCCAAGAGCUCGCGAUCCGACACGUCAGACUGCGAUACAUCCUGCCCGGGGUACCCAGAUGAUAGCUGUGGAAGUGCAUCCAAAGGAGUGUUUGCCUAUAUCUCGAUCUCUGGAAAUUCAGUGACUAGUACAGCGGGCGGCUCGUCGUCAACAAGCAGUACUUCCUCCUCAAGCUCCUCUUCUACUUCCUCGACAUCGGAAUCGAAAUCGGGUACCACUACAUCCUCAGCCAGCGUUACAUUCGAAACCAACUCUGGCGGACAGGUCAAGACUAUCACGGUCUCAGACUCGACCUCUACUUCGGGCGCUGGGGCUGGUGCUGACUCGGCAUCGGCUGAUGCCAGUGCUGCUGGCGGAUCCAAGCUCAGUGGUGGAUCCAUUGCCGGUGUCGUCAUCGGUGUUCUGGGUGGACUCGCCUUGAUCGGAGCUCUCGUCUUCAUGAUCUUCUUCUACCGCAAGCGUGCUCGUUCCGCCAGCCCCAUCCCAAGCCAGGACAUGGCCGACAACCGCGACAGCAGAGGAUCCAGCUUCGGGUGGCCACAGGGCAGUGAUGCCGCGGCUGGUGGCGCUGUGCCUGGACGGUCAGCAACAUUCACAGACCGCCGCAUGAAGCCCAAUGCGGUUCUCUACCCGAACGGUCCCCGCGAUAGUAGUGUCUCGCUGCAAGAUAACGAAGAUUACUCGCGACCUGUUCUUCGGCUCACCAACCCCGAUUAA
Penicillium antarcticum is the source of this 933-nucleotide messenger RNA. RefSeq lists its product as uncharacterized. The record is from RefSeq and is a predicted model, not a curated record. The transcript has 4 exons. The coding region runs from base 1 to 933 and encodes 310 amino acids. NCBI's taxonomy places the organism in Eukaryota, Fungi, Ascomycota, Eurotiomycetes, Eurotiales, Aspergillaceae.